GCUGCUGCUCUGGGCCUCCUCCAUAUGCCACACUCGCACUGUGCUGGGACUUUCCUGUCACUCCUGUGUUGGAUAUCCUGGUCUCCGCACCUGCUUCCACAGCUUCCCAAGGAAUUCCACAUCUCCCCAGCAAUCUGGGUCUUUCCCAGCAGUGCUGCCCUCUCUGGCUCCCCUUCAGAUGCUCUGUACUUUCUCAGAGGGUUUGCUGAGGCCUUAUGUCCUUGGUAUUUCCAGCCCCUCCAGCAUCUCCCAGUCUAAUUAUUGUGCAUUGUUCAGGGAGGCUUUGGAUGGAAAUAAUGUGUACUGGUUAAGGUACAGAAUGAGAAAUCAAGAAAACUGGCUUCUCUCCUGCUUUUGCCAUAGGCCUGUCAGGAAACUCUGGGAAAAUUUGGCCAAAACUCCUUUAUUCUGUGUAAUUUUGGUAAGCCCUACAAGUACUCUUUGCAGGACAGGAGAGUAUUUACAAGCCCAAGUGCAAGUGCUGCUCUUGACAGCUUUGAAAAUCCUGAGCGGGGAACUAAUGUGGGCUCAUGGUGAAGUAUCAAAAGCAAGGCAGCUGAAAUUUCACCCAGCCAAACCCAACAGUCAUUUUUACUGUAUCAUAGUUUGCCCCUCCAUAAUAUGGGGAUAAAGUUGAUCUUUCUUGGAGGACCUUGGGGAGGAAAUACCAUAAACACAUUUGCAUUUCAGAAAUGCCUACACAUUGCCAAUCCAAAAAUCAGAAGCUUUUUGACCUCUUCACAUCACAGAGAAAAGGGUGUGGUUUUUAGUCACCAAGUCAGGAACGUGGCAGAGUCCCUUACAAUACCAAGUGGUUUUUGCAUGCUUUCUACUCCCUUUACAGCUUUCUGUAUGAGGUGCUUUGCUUAGCUGUGAUUGAUCACUGCAAGUCAGAGGGCACCAUUUCUUCUGCAGCUGGGUUUUUCAUAUGAAUUUAAAAUGUGCUUUCCAUUGAUUGUGACAGCACAACACUAAUGAAUCCUGAACACAUGUGUUAAUAAAUCAGCAAGUGCUGCAAAUGAAGCCCUCAGCUAUUUAGCUUAGAAGCUCACUGGGCCAGUGACACACACUGUAUGUUUCUACAGUGCUGCUGAACUUUGCUAUCACCUCUGUGUGCUUUUGCAGUCCAAACAGAUGACAAAUGAAGAGCUGCCACUGCGACAAUGUGACCUCUCGUGAUCGAUAAUUUGCAUGACUAACUUAGGUCUCUUGGGGGACCAAGAAUGGGCAUCAUCUCCAUGCCAUCUGAACCCACUUGGGGUGUAUUAAUCAGGCCACACAGCUGACAUCUCUUCCUGUUGCCUGUGACUCUUGCCCCCCAUGGGCUGAUAAAGGAACAGGCAUAGAAUAACAUGCUUUGGUCACUGGGUGCUGGGGUACCACUGUCCCCCUCCAUUAUGGGGUGAUACUAAUAAAACAUGAAUCCUAAAAGCAAUAAGGAAAGGGGAAGGGAAGAAGAUAAUCUCCUUAAAGCAUCCUCCAUGCCCUCCGUUACCCUGCUGUUUUUCUGAUAAAGGCUAAAGCAAUUCAGCAUCAGAAAGGGGAAAGGGACUUUGCUAUCAAGGAGAGUGUGGGGGAGGGAUGAGCGUCUGUGUACACUUUCUGAUAAUUUAUUGCUGGCAUCUGUUGCAGCCUCUGCUACCUACCCUUCUGAAAUGUAGGUCACCCACAUGCCCUGCCAAUGCUCAUAAGCCAGGCUGUUAACGGAGUCUGAUCCCUGAGCCAUGAUCCAAGGGUUAGUGCAAAGGACUAGGAGAGAUAAUCAGAGAGAGAAGUUGCUGGGCUCUGUUUCUCACAGUGUCUCAUCCUAGUGACACAGUCACCUGUCUCUCUAGCCUCAGUGUUGCUGUCUGGAAAUGGAAUACCUUUAUCCACCUGCCAAGAGCAGAGGAACUACUGGCUAUUAUCUCAGCCUUACUUCUGAGGGUCAUUAAAUACAAAGUAACACCACCUACAACUAUGGUAAGAGCCAUUCAUAGAGCAAAUGGAAAGCUUCGGAUAGAAGGUGCCACAGAAUUGGGAAGUGUUACUAAAACAGUAUGUGGAUGCAGUUAACUGAAACCCUCCCCACUCCCAUAGCACGAUCCUUGGGACCCUACCCACAAAAGCUAAGGCUUUGGAAUGAUACUGCAAACAUUACUGGUGUCUGGGUAGAGAGAAGCAAAGCACAAGAGAGGGGUAGUGUCUGCUGUAGCUUUUAUGCCCUGGCAAGUGCUGCAAAAUCAUUACAAUCUCCUCUGCACCCCCCCCCCCCACUCCAUGGUCCCAGCAGUAAAGUUCCCUGUUCAAUCUAAUUAGGGGAAUCCUCAUUAGAGAGUCCUCUAGAGUCUGACAGCAGGCCAAAUGUCCAAGUGGCACUUCAACUCAGUGUAUUUUUGGCCACUGGAGCCCAUGGGCCAGAAAUGGAUGAUUUCAUUUUGUUGCUUUGAGCUGAAACUAAAAAAGUUGUCUUUUACUGUCCUAUAUGAACAAGUAAGAAGAAAAGGGCAUCACCAGCGCCACAGGCUACCCUGUUAAUUUCUCCAGAGUCUGGAAAAGACAUGCAACUCCAAGUACAUGGAAGAAAGCUCUGGAUACUGUGUCCCAUGGAUCACAGGGCAUUCAGCUGACAUAUUGCCCUAGGGAGAAGUAACCAUCUAGUAAGCCCAGGAGAAAGACUAAUGCCUGGUUUGUGGAGCCCUUGGGUGACUUGGAUGACUUCAGAGCAUUCAGAGCUCCAGUAAUGCUAAUCAGCCUUGAGCCCCCAAACCCAAGCAAUGCCAGGCGGGUUCGGAAUGGCAUGGUGCCUCUUGUCUUGAGUUGGGGGCACACAGGGGGCACUCCUAGGUCUGGCAGAGUGUUCACAGCUGGAAAAAAACCCCUGGCUCUCAGGCUGAAAGCAGCCAGACAGAUCUGGUGCUGCCAUGGAGAGGCUUGAGGUGUGGGCAAGUGCUAGUUGUCCCAGGACUCGGUGUUCCCAGUGCUGCACUGGCAGUGAGUGCAGCUGGCCUGGUGCUCUGCAGAGCAGAAGGUAUCUCUUGGGCCACAAUAAAACAGCUAAUAAAGUCAGAACUCAAGAUAAGUCAGAGAAAGCAUUUAAAAAAGAAACCCUCAAAAAUCCUCUCUGCUUCCUUGCUCUCUCCUGACUGUGGAAUAUUAAUCACUAAGGGUAUAAUGUGCUUAUGGGCAGUCAAUGCGUGGGAGAAACUGUUUUCUUCCAGAUCCUUGGAAUUAAAAUUUCUCCAUAAACUUUCUACUUCAAGGUACAAAUGCAGAAGCUCACUGUGCUUUGCCCUUCAGCAGCUAAGAACCUCUACCUAUUCCAAAUCUACUGUUCUGCCACCUGAACAUAUGGUAUGCUUGGAGAAGCAGGCAGUUAUGUGGAAGACAUGGAGGUUGAUAAAUAUGGGUUACAGAAGAGUCCCCAGCACAUGUGCAAGCCCAAGUCUGUGCACAUAUUUGUAACUGUAAGCUAGACUGGUGACUAGAAUAUGUGCAUUUGUACAUGAAGGCAGUCACUUUGAAGUCUUGGAAACACGUGUAUGAGUGCACACAGGGUGGCUGCUAUCUAUGGGGUGGGAGUGUUGCGUGUAUGUGACAUGCUUUUAAAAUAAUCUUGGGUUUAUCAAGGCCCCUCCAUCUUUGUGCAUGUUGCAGUGCAGGAGACAGCAUUAAAGCCUGAACAGGUGUUAAUCACUAUGCACUGUAAUAAAUUCUAAACAUAGGGAAAGGGCUUAUUUAUACACGGCUGCUCCUCCCACCCUGCACUCUCUGCUCGAGCCUUGGUGCUGCCUGAGAGAAAGAGGCGCCCGUGAGGUACCAGAAACCAGUGCAAGAGCUGGACUUGCCCUGCCAGAGUAGAAGGACCUAGGGGUAGAAAUCUUGACCCUGCCACCAUCCCCAUGCCUGGGUGUGCCAGUCCUGCCCUCAGCCCCCCACUGUCACCUGGGGAUGGUGCGGGUGAACUGCACAGAGCAGUGAGCGGGGCAGGAGAGACACCAGCCCAUGGCCUGUGAGGGGGCCUGGGCUGAGGGGAGAUCACAGAGGGAAACCGAGUCACAAAGCACUCACGGAAGCUGAUUUUGGGCUUUUUUGUUUUGUUUUGUUUUUUUCAAAAAAGCUUAGCCCCCCAAGUUGGAACUGAGCCAGCUGAUACAGACGGGGUGUUACAAAACAGAGCCAAAAAGCAAGAGCACAAGGAACAGAGCUAUCUAUAACCCCGACAAAAGUUAGAUGGAGUGAAGGUGGGGAAGAGGGAAAGACAGAGCGUGGCAGGCGGCUGCCCCUGAUGCUGAGAGCAAGGACGUGAUCAUUUGGCAACAGGAUUUGGAGCUGAUCGACUCGCGCUAUCCAGCAGGCAGAUAAGGCUCUGUGGCUGUCAGCUUAACUCUGCCGUUUAUUCCAGUGCUGUAGGGAGUUAAAUAGAGCACACGGAAAGCCUGCUGCUGGGGAAUGAAAGUCAAGGAGGGAAAGGGAAGGAAGAGGCUGUAAUUGGGCAGUGUCCGGGGAAUCAGGUGGAAGUGGCUGCAGGCAGAACCUCUCCAGGACCUGGCAGGCAGGCUACAAGGUCAUUCCUUCUCCUUUUGGGGCUGUGUGCCAGGCUGGCUUUUGGAUGUGAAGACACGCUGGAGAAGACAAGGAUGCUGCCUACAAGUGCUGGCCACCGGUGGAGGAGCAGGUUCCUCAUGAGGUGGCAAGAGGCUUGUCUGCUUGGCUGUUGGCUGUCACUAUGUGCUGCUGAGUCCUUCUUUGCUUGUCCUUCCUCCUGCAAGUGUAACAGUGGCAACCUGGAAGUGGACUGUAGUGGCUUGGGCCUCUCUUCCAUUCCCUCAGACAUCCCCACAAACACCAGGACCUUCCUCUUUCUCAACAACAAACUCAGCAUCCUGCCAGGAGCAGUGUUUUCCAACCUCUCCGCUCUACAGAGGCUGGAUCUAUCCAACAACUUCUUGGACCAGCUCCCUCAGAAUAUCUUCAGUGACCUGGGGAACCUCACGGAGCUCCAGCUGAGGAACAACAGCAUUAGGGCCUUGGACAAGGACCUAUUACAGCACACAGCCCUGCUGCGUCAGCUGGACCUCUCCAUCAACGGCCUGGCCCAGAUCCCCUCGGGAAUCUUUGACGACCUGCCUGCUCUCCGCUCCCUCUCUCUCAGGUCCAACCGCCUGCAGAGCCUGGACAGGGUGACCUUCGAACCGCUAACCAGCCUGCAGCUACUCCAAGUUGGGGAUAACCCCUGGGAAUGUGACUGCAACCUCCGAGACUUCAAACACUGGAUGGAGUGGUUCUCCUACCGAGGUGGCAAAAUUGACCAGCUGGCAUGUACCCUGCCCAAGGAGCUGAAAGGGAAGGAUAUGCGAAUGGUACCCAUGGAGAUGUUUAACUACUGCUCCCAGCUGGAUGAUGAGAACAGCUCUACCGUGCUGGACAAUACUGGCCCACCCUGCACUAAAGGCAGCCCAACUCCUUCCAAAUCUAAAUCAGGCCCAGAAACAGAAGUGGAGCCCAGUGUGGGAUGCCCUCAGAAACAGCGAUACAGGCCCGUGAGCGUGCGCCGGGCCAUUGGCACUGUGAUCAUUGCAGGGGUGGUUUGCGGCAUCGUUUGCAUCAUGAUGGUGGUGGCAGCUGCUUACGGCUGCAUCUACGCCUCCCUCAUGGCCAAGUACCACCGGGAGCUGAAGAAGAGGCAGCCGCUCAUGGGUGACACAGAAGGUGAACACGAAGAACAAAAACAAAUCUCCUCUGUGGCGUGAAACUCUUCUAGGAAGGAAGGGACAGCGAUGAAAAAAGGUACCUGAGAGCAGUCAAGCAUGGGGUCCUCCCAAAGUACAUCUUCCCAGACAGAGAGACAGACUGUGCUAUUGCUCCACUCACCCAAGUAGUGCAACAUGCUUCUGGGGGGUCAGGGCACCUGGCUCAAUUUCUUUUCCUCUGCCCCAGGCCCAUUUUGUGCCCUUUCACCCUUGGGGCCUCCCAGACAAAAUAAAGUAGUCAGACCUCGAGUGCUUGCUGUGCCUCAUGCCCUUGCACAGAGCUUCCCUCACAUGCCUGCUGCAAAGGCAGCUGGCACAUUCUGGGAACCUGUGUUGUUCUCUCAGCUUUGGUCCUGAGUCAUCCUGUAUCCUGUCAAGAGUUCUCUGCAAACCGAGAGCAGCUCUGUGAAAGCUUGUGUGGGAAGCAGGACACCAGAAGUGUCCAUGCCUCACUGUCAGGGUCACUACCUGCAAGUCAGUGCUCUUUACAUCAGAAGGGAGGAAAGGUCCCCAGGGUAGGACAACAGUCAGUGGGAGAGUUCCCUUCUCAUUUUUAAAGGUGGAAAGAUAACCUGUGUCACUUUAACACGCUGCCAGGAGCGCAGUGUCCUUCUUUUUGCUCCUGGCCAAGUCCAAAUCUGUGAGCUGACACACAUGUCAUCUCCUACAGGUGCACAGACAUGGAGUCACCCUCCUGUACACACACACACUGACUCAUUCUGAUCCCAACACGCACACACAGCCAGCCACAGUUCCAGAUAUCCAGGCACCCCACCUGCAUGUGCAGAGCCACACAUGCCCAUGCUGAUCUGCCCUCUGUGUGUUGAAUACAUUCAGCCACUUUACCUUACCUUGAUCACAGCACUGCAUAUCACCUUCUGCUUCAGACAAAAUACAUGCACACUGCCACUGAGGAGCUAACAGAGACAUCUCAGCCCUAGUGUAGAGCCAGUGGAAACUGGCAGGAGACGGCAGGGAGAGGCAAAAUUAUUGAGAUUACAGCAUGAGUCUGUGAAAAAAAUAAGGUGUAUUCUUCUUAUCUGUUUUAUGUUUUCUCUGAUAAAUGGAGAGGGUAAGGAUACGAAGCCUCCAUUUAGAAAUGUUUGGCUGGCAGAGUAGAACUGGGUCAUCAGGAAAGACUAGAGGAGGAGGUGGCUUACCAGCCUCAGUAACAUAAGCCACGCUGAGUAGUGUGAGCCUGGGGAAAGGUGUCAGGGGAAGAAGUCACACAACUGGCAUGGCUGGUAGAGGGGCCUGCACGGCCUGUGGAGCAGGGUGAUGCAGCUGAGGUGACUGAAAAGCAUGGGCGCAAUUCUGAGGGGUCUUGAGCUGAAGGCAGAAACCUGGAUCACAGCGUGGCAGGUGUGGGAGAGCCCAGGAAGGGUCUGGCAUGGAAGGCAGCACAGCCCACAUACGCUCCCCUCACCAUCACUGGUGUGUUUGACACCAUCCACAGCUGCACACGAGCGUGCCCACACACGCAACUGCGCACACUGCCACUGUCACGCAGGGUGACUUCCCCCAGUCAGACUUUAAAGCCCUCAGACUGCAGUGCCUCCUAUUAGUUUUUGCUCAUUCUGACCUGACAGGGGAAAAAACAAAAAAAAAGUGAGAGGGGAAAAAAAAAAAAUGAAAGGAACUCGACAUAAGGACUCAUUUUGUAUCACUGGAAGUGGGAUAAAAUGCUGUCUCCAGGGGAGAGCGCACAUUGCCAUGGUAACCUGCUCUAACCCGUCACAGUGGGUAUUCCUGGGCGAGGAAGAUGACACCGGAGGUCGUGCAUCCACAGUGCCUGUGGAUGGUGUGAUCCCUGCCAUCAGGAAGCAAGCUGGCAGCCAGCCCAGCUCUGCAGGGUGUUUCGCUGGCAACCUGUGUUCAGAGCCCAGCAUGCACUGCAGGUGGACCCUGCCAGGGCACAUCACCUCUUCCACCUGCUCCAUCUGAAUCCCGAUGCCUUCGGACAUCUCGCAGCCCUCCCGCUCGCUGUGACCGGAUCCCUGUGGAAUCAAUGCACGCUGGCUCCUCACCCCCUUCUGGCCCCAGACAGGUGGUUGUACUGACCCACAGGCACACAACAUCUUUAAUCAAAGCCUGGAGUGGCAAAAUCCCUCCUGGUCUACCCAGGGUCACCAGAGGCAAGGAGACAGGAUGCUCUGAGCUGUUUAAGCAUGACUUUCCUUCGACACAGGGACGCAUGGGACGGGGGAGGAUGUUCUUCAGAAAGCAGAAGAUGAGGCUGCCAUGGAGGAACAACUGGGAGAAGCAGUCCACCCACAAGUGUGCACACACAUUCUACCCCUGCUCCCAGCACACUGCUUGUGAGGAACUGGAAGAGGAGGAGGGGGGCUGGCAAGACGUGAGGAGGAAGGACUCUCACCCCAUACACUGUAUAGCCACUACAACCAUCCCAUCUGCUCCAAGUGUAGCCCGUUCUGAAGGGCAGAACUGGUGCACUGCAGACUCCAUAUGCGUGUCACUGUUGCUCCACAUUCCCAGCAAGCCAGGACUAGACUCUGCCUGCUGGAUCCAAACCUCUCCCCAACCUCCCUCUCAGGGGAACUUCUCCCUUUACCAUACUGGACUCCACAAUCAUACUUGAAAUGGGACUUGAGUCAGAGUGGUAUAUUUAGAGAUCUAUAUUUUACUUGCAUCAAAUAAUGGUGAAAUAUUGCACAAAACAAAUGGGAUCUAUAUAUGUGUGUGUGUGUAUGUAUGUGUGUGAGUGAACAAGAGAGUGAGAGACUGUUUUAAAGGGAAUAGACCAGAGGUAAAAUGAAUGGGAGAAAGGCAGGGCACACUGCAGGGGCUGAGGGGAUGAAAUCCUCCUUUCCCUGCACCUUCCCUGUGACUUCCUCCAGCCCUGACCAAUUUUUCUUUGUUGCUAAUAAUAUUUUCUAUAUCUUGUGUUGUGGGGCUGCUGAUGACCUUGCCCAUCCUUUCCUUUUUUGUUUUAAUUUAUACAGCAGAAAGUCUGGAUUUAUCUCAACCCUAGACAAGGGACUGCUAUGUUUAGAAACCCACCCAGGAAAGGAGAGAACUGAGUGCUGCUGAGAAAUAUGAAGGCUGGCUGCUAUGGGGAGUCCCACUGGAAAGCAAAUACUGUGCUGGGAAGGAUGAGGACCUCUCACAUGCAGAGCUGAGUAACUGGGUUCACUGGGAAAUACCCUCUUCAUGCCACUGUUUGCAAACAGGCUCUUCCUCCCUUCCCUAGCACACCUGGAAAACAGGCUGCCCUGGUGUGACUGAGCUGCUGCACUGUCCACAGGCACACCAGGGAGCAUGGUACCUAGCACGGUCCAAAACAAAGCUCUCCUGUGGGAUGCUGGAUACAGAAUGACACCCAGUGCUCCUUGCGUGCUCAGCCAAUGGGUUCCUUUGGUGUGUGGAGACAGGGGCUCUUGUUAUCCCUGCAGGCAUGGCUAGACACAGGGAGAACCCCCCUGAACGUACCCUUUGGUGCAGGCAGGUGCACCAAUGCUCCACGCAGGCGCCUGCACUUAGGAAAUGGUAUUCUGGGGUAGGCAGGUCCAACACAUGCCAGGGUGAUCUAGGGGCUGGCAGGGCCACCAGAAACACCCCUUCUGCUCCCCCCAUUCCCCUUCCCCACACACCCACCUGUGGCACAGGCACAUUUCUUGCAGGGAACAGAUGGCACUUGUAAUUCCUUUUUCUUUUUUGUUACCGUUUGAGGGAGAGCGACAAGAUUUUCUAAAGUGAUUGAAUGGAGGUUUCUUUGGCAUGAGACAGAAAAUUUUUAAAGGUAUAUUAUAUUUCUGGCUUGUUGUUACAGAAUAAUAAUAAAGAAUGUAUUUUCCUAUGCU
Chiroxiphia lanceolata (lance-tailed manakin) is the source of this 9553-nucleotide messenger RNA. RefSeq names its product leucine rich repeats and transmembrane domains 2 (gene LRTM2). The transcript is spliced from 4 exons. Gene Ontology annotation, cellular component: membrane. The record is from RefSeq and is a predicted model, not a curated record. Bases 4620 to 5732 code for a protein of 370 amino acids. Gene Ontology annotation, biological process: regulation of presynapse assembly; positive regulation of synapse assembly; axonogenesis. NCBI's taxonomy places the organism in Eukaryota, Metazoa, Chordata, Aves, Passeriformes, Pipridae. Gene Ontology annotation, molecular function: protein binding.